UACUUUUUGUCUAUGCUGUAUACUGGUUGUUUCGUCUGCAACCUCCUACUGAGAUUUUUUUAUCUUAUCUGAAACGCGGAAAGUGUGUUGGAAUUGUAAUAAAAAAUGACAUUCAACAUAUUGAAAUGCCGUCUUUCUAAUCACAGCUUGCGCUUAUUAAGAAAAUUUAUCGUUACUAGAAACUGUUUAUCAUCGAAAUUAUAUAUGUCUACCUCGACAGUUACAAUGAAUAAAAAGGAGCAGGGACACACAGGCUAUAGAAUAGAACGAGAUACAUUUGGAGAAUUAAAAGUCCCAAUAGACAAGUAUUACGGUGCACAAACUCUUCGAGCAGUAAUGAACUUUCCAAUUGGUGGUACAUUUGAACGUAUGCCUUAUGGAGUAAUAGUUGCUCUGGGUAUAUUAAAAAAAGCUGCUGCGGAGGUAAACAAAGAAUGUGGCUUUAUGGAUGCUAAAAUUGCUGAUGCCAUUAGCAAAGCUGCCGAUGAUGUAAUAAGUGGAAAAUUAUAUGACGAUCAUUUUCCUUUAAUUAUUUGGCAAACUGGAUCUGGUACUCAAACCCACAUGAAUGUCAAUGAGGUUAUUGCCAAUCGUGCAAUUGAAAUACUUGGUGGAGAACUUGGUUCGAAAAAACCUGUACAUCCGAAUGAUCAUGUUAACAUGUCACAAAGUAGCAAUGAUACAUUUCCAUCGGCUAUGCAUGUAGCGGUUGCUUUAGAGAUUCAUAAAGUAUUAAUCCCAGGCUUGGAAAAAUUACAUGAAGCAUUGAAGGAAAAGUCAGAAGAAUGGAAGAAUAUUAUAAAAAUUGGUAGAACACACGCUCAAGAUGCGGUUCCAUUAACAUUAGGUCAAGAAUUUUCAGGAUAUACCAUGCAGGUGAAAUAUGGUAUUCAGAGAGUGAAAGCUGCACUUCCAAGAUUAUAUCAAUUAGCUCUUGGUGGUACAGCAGUUGGAACUGGAUUAAAUGCGCGAAAAGUCGCUGUAGAAAAGAUAGUUGCAAAAGUUGCGGAAUUCACUGGUUUACCAUUUGUCCCUGCUCCAAAUAAAUUUGAAGCUCUAGCUGCUCAUGAUGCAAUAGUUGAAGUACAUGGUGCUUUUAAUACAGUGGCUGUUUCUCUUAUGAAGAUUGCAAAUGAUAUUAGAUUUCUUGGAAGUGGACCUAGAUGUGGAUUAGGAGAAUUAUCUCUUCCGGAAAACGAGCCUGGGAGCUCUAUUAUGCCUGGAAAAGUAAAUCCUACGCAGUGCGAAGCAAUGACUAUGGUGUGCAGUCAAGUAAUGGGCAAUCAAGUGGCAAUAAGUAUCAGUGGCAGUAGCGGUCACUUUGAACUUAACGUUUUUAAACCAAUUAUGGUAGCCAAUGCUCUAAGAUCCGCAAGAUUGUUGGGUGAUGCCAGCGCAUCGUUUACAAAGAACUGCGUCAUAGGCAUUGCUCCCAAUCUUGAGAGAAUAGAAAAGAAUUUGUCUGAAAGUUUGAUGCUUGUCACAGCAUUGAAUCCAUAUAUUGGUUACGAUAAGGCUGCUGCAAUUGCUAAACAUGCACAUAAAGAAAAACUCACAUUAAAAGAAUCUGCAGUGAAACAUGGAAUAACAGCGGAACAGUUUGAUCAAUGGGUUAAACCAGAACAAAUGCUUGGUCCAAAAUAAUAUUUUUAUUCAAAAAUAUUUGCUGGCAAUACUUUAUUAUAUUAUUGUUUAUCUUGAUCAAUAGGAUCUAAUGUAAAGAUGUAUAUUAAUAAAUGCAGUGCAAAUAUUGGUAUAUUUUA
Nylanderia fulva is the source of this 1763-nucleotide messenger RNA. Its product is annotated as fumarate hydratase, mitochondrial. Gene Ontology annotation, cellular component: mitochondrion. The record is from RefSeq and is a predicted model, not a curated record. NCBI's taxonomy places the organism in Eukaryota, Metazoa, Arthropoda, Insecta, Hymenoptera, Formicidae. Gene Ontology annotation, biological process: tricarboxylic acid cycle; malate metabolic process; fumarate metabolic process. Gene Ontology annotation, molecular function: fumarate hydratase activity.